GAUCAGAUUCUCUACAGAGACCUCUACAGCACAGAGAUCCAGACAUGGCACCUACAAUCACUGCAGCUCUGACCAACUCUCAGGAACAUCUGACUCUGACUCACAAGCUCAGAAAACCUCAGGUGGAGAAGUUACGUAGAGAGAGAAUCAACAGCAGCAUUGAGCAUCUCAAGUCUCUCCUGGGUCCAGAGUUCCUCAAACAGCAGCCAGACUCCAAGCUGGAGAAAGCAGACAUCCUGGAGAUGACAGUCUGCUUCCUGAGGCGGCUGCAGCAGCAGAACCGAGCUGUGGACUCAGCUGCUGUCAAUCGGGGCUACUCCAGGUGUGUCCAGGAGGUGGCACACUUCCUGUCCCGUGAGGAGGUGACCCAGCCCCAGAGAAGACUGAUGAUGGAGAACUUCAACAAGCUGCAGUCUUCCUCUGAAAAGAUUCUGACAGAGGCUGACUUCUCUCCUCUGAGCUCCACAGUCCAGACCAGCAUCAUCAAAGACAAGAGUCCAGUCAACAGCACUGUCUGGAGGCCGUGGUAAAUGAAGGACUAUUAGGAAGUUCCAGAGCAAAUAUGUUGUAACAUUGUACAAACACCUGUACCUGUACUCAUUCUCUCGGUGUUCUACUUUUUCAAGUCAUUGCUUCUGUAGUUUUGUUUUGUUUUAUUCGCUUUUGUAAAGGCUGUAUUCUGAGUUCCUGUGAUAUUUGCAGGUUAACUACUCUUUUGCGGUAGAAGAGGAGUCACACAUUUGUGAUUCAGGUGUGACUCUGUGAAGUACACAUUAUUAUUCUUUUAUAAUUCUCACUGAGAAUGCCUUUGUAUUGUUAGUAAGACUGACAGUGACGUGUUGAUAGACACAUAUAUUCACGUUGAACAUGUCUAAUAUCUUCUGUGUGAUAUUCACACAUUCCAUUGAUUGCAAUGUGAAUUCUUCAUAUAUGUAUAUGAAUUUAUGAACUGUCUGUAUUUUAGCAGAUGAAGUUUGUCUAUGAACAAAAGUGCUGCUUUUAUCGCUCUGUGAGUGACAGCACCCAUACCUUCAAUGAAGGGCUUGUCCUGUGGAAAAUGAAUGUAUCUCUUGAAGCCAAGUGAUGUGCAUUAAAACAAUCACAAAAAACAAAAACA
Molecule: messenger RNA, 1117 nt
Organism: Solea solea (common sole)
Lineage: Eukaryota; Metazoa; Chordata; Actinopteri; Pleuronectiformes; Soleidae
Product: transcription factor HES-5-like
Exons: 2
Coding region: 45-530 (161 amino acids)
Biological process (GO): anterior/posterior pattern specification; regulation of transcription by RNA polymerase II; regulation of neurogenesis
Cellular component (GO): nucleus
Molecular function (GO): DNA-binding transcription factor activity, RNA polymerase II-specific; RNA polymerase II cis-regulatory region sequence-specific DNA binding; protein dimerization activity
Source: RefSeq, a predicted model, not a curated record